CUGUGGCCACGAGCUCGAUGCUCGCGUAGGUAGUGAGUGACUUCUUGCGAGUGGACUAAAAAACGGGAUUUUGCUUUUUUUUCGUACGACACACGAUAGAGAGAAGGAACGAAGGAGAGUGUCUCUGGUGGCGCGGGGUUUUGUCGUUCCGCUGGAAAAAAAAACGUCUGCAGACAGAGAGAGAGAGAGAGAGAGAGAGAGGAAGACGAGAGGGCAAGAGGGAGAGAAAGGGAGUUCGGGAAAGCGAGUGAGAGAGCGAAAAACCAGUGGCUCGAGACGCGAAUUUCUCUCGGUCGGUCGUGAACCACGAAAGUUUUUCCUCUAGUGGUCGAACGACGGGGAACGCAAGAGGGAAGAAGAGAAAGCGAGCGGGAGAGCGAGUGGGCCCGUGUCGGUGAGUGCAUGUGUCCGAGUUUGAAACGGGUCGAGAGCGUUUAACGGGCUAAACAAGCGGCACGGUCGGUGUUAUGCGUCGGUGGUACAGUGGUGGUUGACAGUGCUUGGUGAAGGUGACAGUGACAGGGUCUGCGACAAGGACGGCGAGAAGGACGACGGCGACGGCGACGAGGACGAAGGCAAUAGGGUGGACAGGGACGACGACGAAAACGCGAACGAAGACGAGGCCGAGAACCCAGGAGGGUGAGAAGAACGAUCACGACUGCGAGGACGACAAGGACGGGGCAUUCUCGUCAUUAACGAGUCCACCAGUUACGCUCUACACACGAGAUAAACCAUGUGAAAAAGUCCUGCACUACCGAGAGAAUUCGAUAAAAAACUGCAGGCAUGAUCUGGCCGUAUUGACGAGCCAGGAAAGAACAGAGGUAGAGUCUAAGCGAGACGGAGAGAGGGCGAUAGAGCCAGAAAAGAAGCUGCAACGAGAGAGAGAGAGAGAGAGAGAAAGAGCAAGAAGGAGCGAGAGAGCUGGCUCAGCCAAGGGUGUAGUAAGUAAAGUCAUAGAGGCCACAGGCUCGAUAUAAAAGCCCAGUGUAUGCAUAGGAGAAAAAAAAGCAAGUAAGGCCGAACCAGUGCAGCGCCAAAAGUGCGAAAAGCAAGACGUAACCAGGAGGCACAUAUAUACACGUACAUAUAUAUAUUUGUAUCUACGUAUAUGCAGAAAGAGAAUAAAAACAAGAGAGGAACGACACGACGAAGCCAGGAAUAGUCGCGAGGGUGAACGAAGUGGACGAGGCAGAGGACGAAGAAGAAGACGCAGGAUCCCCGCAGGAUUUGUGCGCUUUCCUUAAGGAGGCAUAAGCGAAGAAGUUCAGUUUUAAAAGGUGCACCCGAGGUGUUGACCGGGUUUGUGUGUUUAAGUGGUCCCGUGUAUACGGGGGGUGACACGGGAAUCGCCAGCAGGGCAGAGGCUCGAACGCAUGUAGGAACAUGGCCGCAUCCAGCCCCUGCCUCCCUCUAGAGGUUGGCAGCAGCGCAAGAGGCGGCACAAAAGGACUCUGGAUACGCGAGUCAGUACGGGAGAAGGCAGAGGUUGGCCGGACUGAGUGGUCUCGGUGACUGGGCUAGCUUUGGAGGGGAGGGACCUGGUCUGCUGGUAAUGCCGCCAGGCCGGGAUCAGAGUGGGGCGGGUGGGGGCGGGGGCAGCAAGGGCCCCUCGUCCCUGUUUAUCCUUAGCCACGAUAACUGCAUACGUAAACACACCCGCUUCAUAAUAGAGUGGCCGCCCUUCGAGUACGCCGUCCUAAUUACCAUCAUCGCAAAUUGCGUUGUACUCGCCCUCGAGGAGCAUCUGCCAAAGCACGACAAGACCAUUCUAGCCCAAAAGCUCGAGACAACUGAAAUAUACUUCCUCGGUAUAUUCUGCGUCGAGGCGAGCCUCAAGAUCCUUGCCCUCGGCUUCGUUCUCCAUCGUGGCUCUUACCUUCGCAACAUCUGGAACAUCAUGGAUUUUUUCGUCGUGGUGACCGGGUUCAUCACGGCGUUCCCGCAAGGCUUAAAACUGGAUAUGGAUCUGCGCACGUUGCGUGCGAUACGCGUGUUGCGACCGCUCAAACUAGUCUCCGGCAUACCGAGUCUACAGGUGGUGCUAAAGUCAAUCAUCAAGGCGAUGGCACCUUUACUGCAGAUCGGAUUGUUGGUACUCUUCGCCAUCGUGAUAUUCGCCAUUAUCGGUCUCGAGUUUUAUUCGGGCACCUUGCACAAAACGUGCUACAGCAUAGAAGACGUCAAUAAAAUAGUAAUGGACGGGGAAGCGGCAAGCCCGUGCAACACCGAUGACCAGCCUGUUGCACCGCCGGGUGCCCACGUAUGUAAUCCCAACGUCUCGGUAUGCAUGGAUCAGUGGGAAGGACCAAACAACGGCAUCACGAGCUUCGACAACAUCGGCUUCGCCAUGCUCACCGUCUUCCAAUGUAUCACAAUGGAGGGCUGGACUGCCAUAUUGUACUGGACGAACGACGCUCUUGGCAGCUAUUUCAACUGGAUAUACUUUAUACCAUUGAUCGUCCUCGGGUCUUUCUUCAUGCUGAAUCUAGUUCUCGGUGUGUUAAGCGGAGAAUUUGCGAAGGAGAGAGAAAAAGUGGAGAACCGACAGUCCUUCCUGAAGAUGCGAAGGCAUCAGCAACUGGAGAGAGAACUCAACGGAUACGUCGAGUGGAUAUGCAAAGCAGAGGAAGUUAUACUCGCCGAGGAGAGGACCACGGAGGAAGAGAAGAUGCACAUAAUUGAAGCAAGAAGGAGAGCUAUGAAAGCGCAAAAGAAGAAGUUAAAAAAUCUCGGGAAGAGCAAGAGUACGGAUACGGAGGAGGAGGAAGGGGAAGACGAACAGGGUGAUGUGCCUAAGAAAAAACUGAAAGGAUUCUCGAGAGCUUCCUACCUCAAGUCGAGAGUCAGGAAUCAGGGUGCCUGUCUGCAAUUCUGGCGUGCAGAGAAGAGAUUUAGGUUUUGGAUACGACACGCCGUUAAAACUCAGUCGUUCUACUGGUUUGUCAUCGUUCUCGUAUUCUUCAACACCGUUUGCGUAGCCGUCGAACAUUAUCAUCAACCACCGUGGCUCAGUGAUUUUCUCUUUUACACCGAGUUCGUGUUCCUUGGUCUCUUCAUGUGCGAGAUGUUCAUUAAGAUGUACGCCCUGGGUCCUCGGAUCUACUUCGAAUCGAGCUUCAAUCGUUUCGACUGCGUCGUUAUUUUGGGAUCGAUAUUCGAGGUCAUAUGGUCGGCGGUGAAGUCCGGCUCUUUCGGCCUCUCCGUCCUUCGUGCCCUGCGAUUAUUAAGGAUAUUCAAGGUCACCAAAUACUGGGCAAGCUUGAGAAAUCUCGUGAUAUCUCUGCUUAAUUCGAUGCGCAGUAUUAUAUCCCUCCUCUUCCUGCUCUUCCUCUUCAUUCUCAUAUUUGCCCUCCUCGGGAUGCAACUUUUCGGCGGACAGUUCAACUUUUCGCAGGGCACGCCACCAACCAACUUCAACACGUUUCCCAUCGCGUUGCUAACUGUCUUCCAAAUCCUGACCGGUGAGGACUGGAACGAGGUCAUGUAUCAGGGCAUCGAAUCUCAGGGUGGUCACAAAAAUGGGGGCAUGAUUUACUCACUAUACUUCAUCGUCCUCGUGCUCUUUGGCAACUACACCCUGCUGAACGUCUUCUUGGCUAUCGCCGUCGACAAUCUGGCCAAUGCCCAGGAGUUGACUGCAGCCGAAGAAGGCCAGGAGGAGGAGGACAAGGAGAAGCAAAUGCAGGAGCUCGAGAAAGAGAUGGAGGCGUUGCAGAAGCCGACUGACGGAAGUGCUCCCAAAGUGGAAAUAAGCCCGCCAAGUCCGACGCAAAACUUCAAAAGUGGGAAAGGCGGAAAACAGGCGUCCGAAGAGAAGAAACAGGAUGACGAAGACGACACGGGACCAAAACCAAUACUGCCAUACUCCUCCAUGUUUAUACUAUCUCCGACGAACCCUGUAAGAAGAGGCGCCCACUGGGUCGUGAAUCUAAGAUACUUCGACUUCUUCAUAAUGGUCGUAAUAUCACUGUCGAGUAUCGCUCUGGCAACGGAGGAUCCUGUUGACGACGAUUCGCCGAGAAAUAAAAUAUUGAAUUAUUUCGAUUUCGCUUUUACGGGUGUUUUCACGAUAGAAAUGAUUCUCAAGGUCAUUGAUUUGGGAAUCAUUCUCCAUCCUGGCUCGUACCUACGAGAGUUUUGGAACGUUAUGGACGCGGUUGUCGUAAUAUGCGCGGCUGUAUCUAUGGGCUUCGAUAUCAUUGGUGGCGAAGCCUCAACAGCAGGACAAAAUCUCUCGACGAUCAAGUCGUUGAGGGUGUUGCGAGUGCUUAGACCAUUGAAAACUAUCAAAAGAGUGCCGAAGCUCAAAGCUGUAUUUGAUUGCGUCGUUAACAGCUUGAAGAACGUCAUUAACAUUCUCAUUGUGUAUAUAUUGUUCCAAUUCAUUUUCGCUGUGAUCGCCGUUCAGCUGUUCAACGGCAAGUUCUUCUACUGCAACGACGAGAGCAAGUUCACGUUUGAAGAUUGCCAGGGGGAGUUUUUCAGCUACGAGGAUGACUCGUUCCUGCCAAUACCGAAGAAACGUAAAUGGCAACCGCAGUGCUUUCACUACGAUAACGUGAUGGCCGCGAUGCUCACGUUAUUCGCUGUACAGACGGGCGAGGGUUGGCCACAAAUUCUUCAACACUCGAUGGACGCGACCCACGAGGACAGGGGUCCUAUACACAAUUUUAGAAUAGAAAUGUCCAUAUUCUACAUCGUAUAUUUCAUCGUGUUUCCAUUCUUCUUCGUAAACAUAUUCGUCGCUUUGAUCAUCAUCACCUUUCAAGAACAAGGCGAGGCGGAACUUCAGGACGGCGAAAUCGACAAAAAUCAGAAAUCAUGCAUAGACUUCACGCUAGGGGCAAGACCCCUCGAGAGGUACAUGCCCAAUAAAAGAAACAGCGUAAAGUACAAAAUUUGGAGGAUAGUAGUAUCAACGCCGUUCGAGUACUUCAUCAUGAUACUCAUCGUUCUCAACACACUUCUACUUAUGAUGAAAUAUCACGAGGCGCCGCCAGUUCUAGUGGACAGCUUGACCAUCGUGAACAUGGUCGUCACCCUUCUUUUCUUCGUUGAGUGCAUCCUUAAAAUCAUCGCCUUCGGAUGCAAGAAUUUCUUCAAGGACCCUUGGAAUACUUUCGACUUCAUCACGGUCAUCGGUAGCAUAGUGGACGCUUUAGUCGUCGAAUUCGGGGAGAACUUCAUCAAUGUUGGCUUCCUAAGGCUCUUUCGUGCCGCCAGACUGAUCAAACUUCUCAGGCAGGGCUACACUAUACGAAUUCUACUAUGGACGUUCGUGCAGUCCUUCAAGGCACUGCCUUACGUCUGUCUACUCAUAGCAAUGCUGUUUUUCAUCUACGCCAUUAUCGGCAUGCAGGUAUUUGGUAACAUCGCACUUGAUCCGGAUACGUCGAUCUACGAACACAACAAUUUUCAGAGUUUCAUUCAAGCUCUGAUGUUACUAUUUCGAUGCGCGACGGGGGAAUCGUGGCCAAAUAUAAUGCUUUCUUGCAUAAAGGGCAGACAAUGCGACGCGAGAGUACGAAAAGAAGAGCCCGAAGGAUGCGGUUCGAAUCUCGCCUACGCUUAUUUCGUAUCGUUCAUCUUUUUCUGCUCGUUUCUAAUGCUGAAUCUUUUCGUCGCCGUAAUCAUGGACAAUUUUGACUACCUCACGCGCGACUCAUCGAUCCUCGGUGCUCAUCAUCUCGACGAAUUCGUUAGAAUAUGGGCCGAGUACGAUCCGAAUGCAACGGGCAAAAUACAUUUCACCGAAAUGUAUGAUAUGCUCAAAAACAUGGAUCCACCGUUGGGCUUUGGUAACAAGUGCCCGAAUCGUCUCGCCUAUAAAAAGCUCAUUAGAAUGAACAUGCCAGUCGAUGAAGAUGGCAAAGUCAACUUUACAACGACCCUAUUUGCCUUGAUUAGGGAAAACCUUAGCAUCAAAAUGAGAGUCGCCGAGGAGAUGGAUCGAGCAGAUGAUGAACUACGGGAAACGAUUAGAAAUAUUUGGCCUCUGCAAGCAAAAAAGAUGCUGGACCUUUUGAUACCUAGGAAAGAAGAAUUAGGCAAAGACAAGCUCAGUGUUGGUAAGAUAUACGCCUGUUUGCUGAUAGUCGAGAAUUGGAAAGCGCCGAAAUUCGGACAAUCCCAGGCCGGCACACAGCGUUCGACCUUGUUCAACUGCCUGAUGGAUAUGGCCGGUGCGAAUCAUACUGGGAAUAAUCAUCACGGGACCGGGAGCAGAGCAAACAGCCUCGAACCUCCAAUCGUUCACGACGGAAAGUCUGACCAUCACCACAGAGGUUCGAGGGACGAGGAUGAGGGCACGAUCGGGGCCCUUGCCGCGGCCGAGCGAAGACGACAGCGUAGCAUCAGAAACAAAAAGGUGAACUGGAAGAUGUCCCACCAGUACGAUAAACUAGGGAGCAGCGGAGAGAGUAGCCAGGGAGGGGGUGGGUCUGGGGUUGUAGUUAACGGCGUGGAACGCGCACCUGAGCUAGAGCCAUUGCUGGCUGAGUCCUCCCAGGACCACCACCACCAUCAUCACCAAUACUACGAUUACGAAAAUGAUCAAUACCAUCACCACCACCACCACCACCAUCAUCUUCACCGACCACCCUCGUACUAUCGACACCAGAACACCUACGCACCUCGCUCCUCAAUCCGUUACCUCAAGAUGGACCUACAGGAGGUCGUAGUUAGUGAUUCGCGAGCCGGAAGCUUCGAAAGCCUCACCCAGUCCGGCGAGAGGCUUCAUCCACAUCACCCCAAUGCUCAGCCUCCCAGAACUCGUUCUCGUUCACCGAGUCUCAGGCGAUCACCCGUCACGCACAGAUCACCAUCGCCAACGAGACGACAGAGAUUCGAUCAUCAUUCACACAACUACAUGGAUGGGCCAGGAUUCAGCGACACAGUGAGCAACGUUGUGGAAAUCCAGAGGCACACGCAUCAUCCACAUUCGUCACAGUACAAUCAUCGACACAAAAUAUUAGACUAUUACGACCACUGCGACUAUUACGACGAUGGUCCAUGGAGCGCAUCGGCGAGUCCGGCGCGAUCGCCGAGUCCGGUACACAGGAUGGAGCACGGUCGGCAUUACGGUACAACGAGUUUGGAGCAACGUUCGCGUAGCCCGAGCCCGAUCGCGGGCCGUCAAUCAUCACAUCCUGAUCAUCAUCAGUAUCCACAUCAGCACAGUUAUCCGGUGUUGUUGACGCGUCGUGGUCAAAGACGUAAAUUGCCGCAAAUACCGAAUAAACCAUCGACGUUACAACUUAAACCGUCGAACAUAAACUUUCCAAAGUUAAACGCGUCACCGACGCACGGUGCUCACAUCGUCCAGCACGUGGUUGUGCCACCGGGUGGUGUCGGAGGUACGAUGGGAGCGGUUAUCGGGCACGGAGCGACAACAACGGCGGGGACGACGACGACGGGCCACGUGCCGACAAUGUCGGCUAGCCACUGUCCGCUCAGUUUCGAGCAGGCAGUGGCAAUGGGUCGAGGUGGUCGUUUACUGCCAAGUCCGGUGCCGAACGGCUACAAGCCUCAGCCGUCGUCGCAGCAAACGAGUAAGCAAAGGACACCAAGAUCGAGGCACUCGGACAGCGACGAGGACGACUGGUGCUAGCCAAAGUGGGACCCUGGACGGUGGUCCGGUCAAGUGGACGCUUCGAGGGGCCUCUCGGCUUGUGCGUAAUCUCAAAAAACAAAAGGGAAAGUCGAUAAUAACUCCUACAGGAGAAUCUACGAUAACGCAAAACGAGAGAGAGGCACAGAGAGAGAGAGAGAGGGUGAGAGUGUUACGAAAGAAACGACCAUAAAGUUUGUUGAUGCGAAUUCCGUGUCACGGGAAUCGAGAUGAAAACUCGAUUUGCUACAUGGAAUCGUGAGAGAGUAGCCGGGGGUAGAUGAAAAGAGUGUGUGUGUGAGAGAGAGAGGAGACGGAGCGAGUGCCGAGGUCCUGGAAACAUUGGACCAGAAGCACUCGCUGAGCGCGAAUGCGGCCCGUCGAAUACGCGCGACGACCGGAAGGGGUCACGCGAAACACUCCCUUUAUUAUUGUCUCAUAGCACCAGAAAUAUAAAGGAAAGCGAAAAAGGAAAAUCGACGUUGAACGAUCCAACGAUUAUUCCGCUAAUCAUAAUUAAACGACAAUGAGAAAAGGAGAAAAGACGAUUUCGCGUUACCACAAAAUUGGAAAUUUGUGCAACGCGCGAACAAUCGAAUAUCGAGAGUGGGCUUUACUUAGUGCGAUUGAUAUUCGAGCUCGAUUUAUCGAUUCAUGCUCAUCGAUUCACGUUCGAGAGAAUUUUCACGAUAUCUCUCGGCGACAGAGAGUCCUAUAUUGCCUCGAUCACGUAAAACUACCGGAAAGUAGUAAACACGUGAAGAUUCACUUUUUAUACGAUUUUCUCGCGCGCGAUAACCGCUGAAAUAUUGGACUACGAAACACGAUCAUCCCACGAAAUCGUGAAAAUUCUCUCCGCUAACGACUAAAUCACGAAAGACACUCGAAAAACAAAAUGUUACGCAAUAACGCUUAACGUACUGACGCCACCCUUUCCCCGCCCCUCUCGAAUUUUCUUUUCGUCACGUCGAACGAAACCAAACUCGAAGACUCGUGUUGGAACUGCAAAAAAAAGUAAUAAAAUAAUAUUCGUUGGAAAAGAGACGCGAUUGCGGCACUUCGGAUCUAGACGCCUGCGCCUCGCGAUUAGAGAGCCGAAUAAUCGAAGAAAUCAGACACACACACACACACACACAAAUACACGCACCCACGUACACACUGGAAACAUUGCUGGAGCUGCAAAAGUGCUAGAAACGAAAUCGAAUGAAGAACUUUGAAAGAAACGUAAAAAAAAAGAAUUAAAAAAAAACAAAAACAAAAACAAAUAAAGUAAAACGACGAUGAGAUAGAAAAUAAAUGCCGGGAAAAUGAUGCAACAAAAAACAAAACAAACACGUUGAAAGACUCUAAUAAAAUUUUCCAUAGGUUUACGUAUUUUUCUCCCGUCUCAAAGCUCGGGCUUGCGCCAGCCCCAUAAAUAGCUAAAGUUUUAUCGUAUUCCAUAAUAAAUAUGUAUAUGUAUAUAAAAUCACGAAUUCAAACACACACCCACACACAACACGCAUAUAUAUAUUGCUAUAUAUGUGCGUACAUACAUACAUACAUACAUAUAUAUAAAUAUAUAUAUAUAUAUAUAUACAUAUUUAUGAACAAGAAAAAACAGAAAAUUAUGUAUAUAAACGUAUAUAUUGGGACUGAGAAGAAAGAAUGGGGUUAGCGAGGAAGGAGCUCACGUUCGAGCACGCCGGGUGAUCUCACGGGAUCGAAGAAACACAAGAACAAGUGAGAUAUGGAAAAAAACGUCCGGCUGGCGCUACUCGGAGCAGCGCUCGCCGUGCCUUCCCGUGAAGAUUUCCCAUAAAAACGUGAAAUAAAAGAAGAAACCCCGUAGAUAUCACUCUCGUGUUUUCACUACACUUUAAUUACAUUACAUAGAAAAAUCCGUAGUGUAUAAAUAAUUGGAUGAUAAAAAAUUGAGAAAAAAAAAAAAAGAAACAAAAACAAAAACAAAAUAUGAAACGUGAGAUUACCUUUCGUGAACGUUUGGAAGAGAGAAAGAGCGGGAGAGAAAGAGAGUGCGCGUUGAUACACGUUGAGUGCACGGAUCGAGCGACAGGUGCUGCGCGAGUGUUCGAAUGAGAUUAGAAACAAGGGAAAGAAAGGGUGCAGGAGAGAAUGAAGGAAAAAUAAAAAAAAGAAAGAAAAACGGUCACAACCGAAGCCAGCCGAGCUGACGUAUUCAUUUUACAAUGAAAACAAAUAAACGCAUAAGAAAAAUCGAGAAAAAUCGUAAAGAAAGCGAGAAAAUGAAGCGUCGUAGGAAAUGAAAAUAAUUAUUACUAGAUAAACAGGGUCUUGGGUUUUUCGUGAGUUGAAAUAAACUACGCCAAGUCGCGAUCGACCUGAUAGUAAUAACGUAUGAUAAUAUUCAGAACGAUACCAGGUUAAGAGAGAGAGAGAGAGAGGAAAGAGUAGCCUUAUUAUACUCCACUAAAGUUGCUCCAGCUCAUAUGCCAAAUAACUCGAUCUCAAAGAUCCACUGAAACACAAAAAUGAAAAUACUUGCUGAAGAUCGAAGAAGCGAAUGCACGUGAGGCUCGCAAUGCUGGUUUUAGAUAAAACGAUUUUCUCUUGAAGUUCAAUCGAGACCGCUCCAAAUCCGAUCAAUUAGACACCGAUUAUUCGACGUAAAAACAUAUGAUACAGUGCAAAUUCUGUUCGUCCAUACGAUUAAACUCCGUAGAAUGUCAAGGCCUCUUCUACUUUCAUUAAAAAUCUCAUUUAUCAAUCGAGCAUGUUUAUCUUCAUUUUCCCAUCAUGGAAUUUGUACUUUUAGUGUGAAAAUUUUUACAAGCCUCGUCGCUUAUCCGCUGUGUAGUUUUUUUGAAAGAUUCUUCAGUUUGAACGAGCAGCUUGAAAUAUUGGUAAAAAAUAAAAUUGGACGUGUCAGAAACUCGUGAAUUGCUGCAAAGUAACGAUAACAAAAAUGGAUUCUAAAAUAAAGGAAACCCACAGUAUUGUCAGAAGGUUGCAUCAGUUGCUGAAAAUUCUUGAGGUUCGUUAAAGGAGUUGAAAAAAUCGUGACGAUUUUUGAAAAGUCUUUACAUCAUUUUUUAAUAAAAUGUUUAAGCACAGAAUGAGACUCGAGAAGGAAUCGAUGAGUUCAAAGUAAAGAAAAUCUGCUACAAACCAAACGCGGAGUAAUUUUCACUCUAUCAUACGUUUUGUGCGAAGAUGUGAUCGAACUCAACAUUAUUUCGAUGAAAAGGAGAAAGAAACAAAGAAGCCGAGGAUGCCGGUCGAAUCGCGACGAUGCCUCGCUUACGGUGUGCCAAGUGCUGAAAAGCAAAACAUGACGAAUCGACACAAAAUACAAUUAGUUGAUUGCACGGUGUCCGUUUUCAGUUGCAUUUGGUUGGAAUUAAGAAAAAAAUAAAGAAUGAGCACAAGUGCAGACAGAUCCGGCGCCUUAACGACUAAACAGGAAGGGAAAGUUCCAGCUUCGAGCAAAUUCUACCUGCCCUGUAAAGGUAUUGGCUUAUGCAGGCAAGAAAAGAUGGAAAAACAGGGCCUGCGAGUUUGAACGCGGCGAUAAAAAUUUCGGGAAUUCGAGGAGUGGCACUGCGAGGUCGUAAUUUGAAAAGUUCCGACGAGAAAAUCUUUUAGCCACUACCGAAAAUUCGACUCUGAACCGGGAUUUUGGGACGAAAUAAGUUCGAAACGCUGGGCAUGCUCCGACCGUAAAUUUUCCGAACCGGAUCGCCGUGUGUCUGAAUUUCGUCCUUCGAUGUUACCACUCCUCGAUUUUCCAUACGUACAAUAGAAAGGGACUAAAAAGUGAAAAACAAAUUAACCUCGAGCUCAUAAACUCAUACGCUACCACUUCGCAGCACUUGUAAAAUAAAUAAAAAUGUUAAAAACGAAAGAAAAAUUAUAACUAUCACUGCUUAAAGUACCGUUACAAAUUCCGGCUCUUAAAAAACAGAAUUUUUAUCAUGAGACGUUAAUCAAUGCAAAGGUUGCUUCGAUCAUUGUUCUUUUAUCAUCGCUGUUAUUAUGGUUACGGUCAUGAGCAUUAUCAUUAUUAUUACCAUCAUGAUAAUACUUAUUAUUAUUGCUGUUAUUGUUACCGUACUUAUCCCAUCUGUCACAUAAACCAAAAGUAUUUCCAUUCGAAUUAUUACUGUUGCAAAUAUCUACUAAUUCGAUCGAACCGUCGUGAAAAUGGGAUCGAGAAAAAAAAUGUUGGAAAAACUUGAAAAAAAAAAGAAUCAAAUUGAAUAACAAAGACGAGCUGGAUCUACGUCGACGAGGCAAAGUUAGUCACGGCGCAAGGCAAAAGAACGAAAUUGGAAUGCAAAUGCGUUCAAAAUACUGCCAAUUGUGCGGGCUAUUGAGAGGAGAAAAACAAAUGAAGACGACAGAAAAUGGAAGGUAAAAGAAUUGAAUAUUUUGCGCUUACUGCGGAGAUGAAUGCAAAAAUAUUAGUAACGUAGGAGAAUGGAUGAUUAGAAUCGACGAAUCACGGUUUUAAUCGACUAAAAUUUAAGUAGCAAAAAAAUGAAGAAAAACAUUUCACGUGGCAACGACGUGGGGACUUAGUCAUUUCUCCUCAAUUGGACUAACGGGGAAGUGGCCAACGGUAAAAGAACUCGGGUCAUUUCGCCAUGCCUCUUCCUCGAAGGAAAAACGAAAUGAAAAUAAAUAGCCGAGCCUCUCAAGUAAACAAAAACGUCUACAUUACUGAUGACGUUCAAUCAGAAUCGCGCGAUAUCUGCCCUUAAGUGCUUUAACAAAAACAACAACAACAACAACAAACACGAAUAAGAAAAAGAAUGUAAAACUCAAUCAUCUUUCGAAUCGUUUCAUAUUAAAAAUUUCGCAUUUCAGUAUAGAUGUAAAUUUAAUAAAUAAACGUCGUUGAGUAAAUAUGAGGAGAAAACAAACCAUACCCGGCGUCGAAUAAUAAUAUCAUAGGUAUAUUCCUCCAUCGUAUUCCUCUGAUCUGUAGGGUGUAAAGUACGGAAUGAAGAAAGAAUGUUUAGUUGAUGGGAAUGCAAGCCUCGUAAUAGAAGGAAAAACAAUCGACCUCGUUUGAAAUAAAAAUAACUCGAUGACGAAUCUGAUCGCGCACUAAUCUCACCCUAAUCCGUGAUUAGAAGAAAAAAAGCCGUGCUAAUGUAAUAGUAAUGAUAACAGUAAUGAUAAUAACAAUAAAAAUAAUAACGAUAUUGAUAAUAAGGAUAAAUAUUGGAUGAUAAAUGUAUUGGGGGCACGGGUCACGGUUUCGUACUCUCACAGAGGAUCGUGUGAAAUUUCAUUAAAAAAAUGUUUUUCUGUGAUAAAUCUAAACAAAUCUUAGGCAACCCUUGGUCGCUACUAAUUUGCGACAAUUCGUACGAAUCGACAUACGUGUAAUAUAUAAAUAUACGGACUGAGCGAUCCCCUGAUGUGCGUUGCUCGACGAAUACCAGUGUGAUGAAUAAGUCGGAGGAAAAAUCAUUGGUGGUGGAAUAUGAAAGGAAAGAAAAAUAAAAAACGCCAACGAGGUUCGAAGGAGAGCUUGCGAAUGAAUUUUAGUGACCGCCUGUACGAAUGUGGAAUUUGACUGAGAAAUAUCGGCAUAGUUGACGAACUAAAAAAGGCAGAAAAUGGGCGAGAGAACGAUGAAGCGCGAGUGAAAAAUGGGAAGAAAGAGAAAACCACAAGAGUAACGAUGAACCCCGAAAUUAAUCUAUUACCUUAGACGUAACGCGAAGACCAAGAUAACUAACGAUGCGCUAUCGUAUAAUGAGACAAAAGAUCGUGCGCAACCUAGCGAGAGAAAACGAAACUAAUCCUCGAAUCUUGAUGCAAGAGAGUCGCUCCGAUCGUUGUCGAAGCCGAGAGUGAACAACACGGACUCUCGCAUAGAGUAUUAAAGAAAAGAGUAUGAGUGUGGGAGCCUGAUAACUCCGAAAAUAAAUUUAAAACGUACCUCGUACACUUGUAAAUAUUUCAAAAAAAUAUCGUUGAAUAACGGAAACGCGAAGUAUAAAAGUGACAUUUCUAGAACGUUGAAUUUUCCAGUCGGAAGAGGAAGCCAGAAUUAACCAUUUCUAUACCGUAAUUGUAAAACAAAAAUUAUAGAUCGCCAUCUUUCCUAAAACUUGAACAAAAAUAUAUACAAAUAAAGAAAUGAAAUAACAAAGCAACAAUACAAAAGGUGCGUGUACGUUGUCGCUCCUUCGUCCGAGUGUCGAGUCGAAAAAUUUCUUAAAUUCGAUUCACGACGUCUUUACGUUUCUCAUUGUUGACCAUUCCAAUUCAAUGUUGACUCGAAUUUACCAAGAAACAAAUUUUCAAAACAAAAGAAAUAAAACUCCUGCAUUCGGACUCGAGAAUUCCACGAUUCAUAAACAAAAGAAAAACCUGACAAUUGCACGAUGUUGCACACAUGAUUAAAAAAACCGUUAAUAAAUUGAAGAAAAAAUAACAAAUUAA
Molecule: messenger RNA, 14032 nt
Organism: Venturia canescens
Lineage: Eukaryota; Metazoa; Arthropoda; Insecta; Hymenoptera; Ichneumonidae
Gene: cac
Product: cacophony
Exons: 32
Coding region: 1553-7609 (2018 amino acids)
Biological process (GO): calcium ion import across plasma membrane; chemical synaptic transmission
Cellular component (GO): membrane; voltage-gated calcium channel complex
Molecular function (GO): calcium ion binding; high voltage-gated calcium channel activity
Source: RefSeq, a predicted model, not a curated record